AUGGCCGUCCUCAGUUUUCAUCUUUGUCUCGGAGAUCUCCGCUAUUCCAUCUCGGAGGAGAGGCGACGAGGAUCUACACUCGGAAAAAUUGCUCAAGAUUUAGGAAUGGACACGAAAACUCUGUCGUCUCGCAAACCUCGUGUGGAUUUUGAAGGCACUAAACGAUACUGCGACAUAAACCAUCAAACAGGAGAGCUUGUUGUAAAUGAGAGGAUUGAUCGGGAGGCUUUGUGUGGUCAAAAACAAUCGUGCGCCAUUCAUUUUGAUUUUUUUCUUGAGAACCCUUUAGAACUACAUCGGGUGACUUUAGAAAUUCAGGACAUAAACGACAACGCUCCGAAAUUCAAAAAUGAAGCUAUUGAUAUAGAAAUUCGUGAGUCGGCGAUAAAAGGAGCUCGCUUUUCUUUAGACGAAGCAUAUGACCCGGAUUUAGGUACUAACAGCGUGCACAGCUACACUCUGUCAAACAAUGAACAUUUUAUUCUGUCUCCUAAAGGCGCGGAUCGUGGUAGACUCCCAGAAAUUGUAUUGGAAAAUGAGCUCGACAGGGAGAAGCAGGACCGCUUAUCUCUGAUUUUAACUGCAUAUGACGGAGGCUCUCCACAGCGGACUGGCUCAGUGGUCGUGAACAUCCGCGUUUUAGAUGCAAAUGACAAUGUUCCAGUGUUUACGCAGCCAGUGUAUGAGGUGAGUCUUCAUGAAAACGUCCCUGUUGAAACCGUAGUAUUUAGAGUCAGUGCCAGUGAUGCAGACGAGGGCCCGAAUGGGGAAGUGACGUAUGAGUUUAGUUACCUUUCCAUCGACUCUGAAAAUCUAUUUACUAUUGACCAAAAAACGGGUGAGAUAAAAGUUAAAGGGGACAUAGAUUUCGAAGAGUCUUCCUCAUUUGAGCUCCGCAUCAGAGCUAAAGAUGGAGCCGGCCAAGCAACGUCAUGUACAGUUCUUAUUAACGUUGUGGAUGUAAAUGACAACGCUCCGGUAAUUAUUAUUAAAUCCUUGAACACACCUGUUCGCGAGAACCUGCCUUCUGGGUCAGAAAUUGGCAUAAUAUAUGUUCAAGACAAAGACUCUACGUCCAACGGUGAUAUUAAAUGCUCCAUAGAACAACAGGUACCGUUAAAAUUAGUCCCAUCUGUCAAAAAUCACUUUGCAUUGGUUACUACAACCGAGCUGGAUCGCGAGAGACAGGCAGAGUACAACAUAUCUUUGACUGCCACAGAUGGAGGCGCUCCUCCGCUCUUUUCGUCCAAAACAUUUCACUUGAGUGUGGCUGAUGUAAAUGACAACGCACCUAUAUUUGAAAAACAGCUAUAUAGUGCUCACGUAGCAGAAAACAAUAAACCUGGUUCUUCUGUUUUAUCAGUCACCGCAAAAGACACGGACUGGAGACAGAAUGGCACUGUAGUUUAUUCUCUGUUGUCUUCUGAUGUCAAUGACGCACCGGUUUCCUCCUUUUUAUCCAUUAACGGAGACACCGGUGUCAUUCAUUCCGUGAGGUCAUUUGAUUAUGAACAGUUAAAGAGUUUUAAAUUGCUGGUGUUAGCCAGAGAUAACGGUUCUCCUCCUCUGAGCAGUAACGUGACCGUUAGUGUCUUCAUAACGGAUGAGAAUGACAACGCCCCUCAGAUAUUAUACCCCUCCCCUGAUGGAAACUCCUUCAUGACCGAGAUGGUACCCAAAGCUGCGCUGGCGGGCUCUCUGGUGUCCAAAGUAAUCGCCGUGGACGCGGAUUCUGGUCAGAACGCGUGGCUCACCUAUCACAUUAUUAAAGCGAGUGAUCCGGGACUUUUAACUAUCGGUGUUCACAGCGGAGAAAUCAGGACACAGCGAGACCUUUCUGAAUCUGACAGCAUGAAACAGAACCUUAUUGUCUCAGUGAGAGAUAACGGACAGCCCUCCCUCUCUGCCACGUGCGCAAUGUAUUUACUUGUAUCAGAUAACUUGGCUGAAGUUCCAGAACUGAAAGACAUGUCUCAUGACGAGAGCAGCACCAAACUCACUUUUUAUCUGAUCAUCGCGCUGGUGUCCGUUUCCACUUUCUUCCUGACCUUCAUCAUCAUCAUACUGGCAGUGAGGUUUUGUCGCAGGAGAAAGCCCAGACUGUUGUUUGAUGGAGCUGUAGCCAUUCCCAGCGCGUAUCUCCCUCCAAAUUACGCAGAGGUGGAGGGCGCGGGAACUCUCCGCAGCACUUACAAUUAUGACGCAUACCUGACCACGGGCUCGCGCACGAGUGACUUCAAGUUCGUCAGAUCUUAUAAUGAGGGUACACUGACUGCUGACCUGACGCUGAAAAAACCUCAGUCUGCUGUGGAUGAUCUCGAGGGACUUGAUGCUGACAUGAGCGAUUCGCUUCAGGUAUGA
Messenger RNA from Triplophysa rosa, 2361 nucleotides. RefSeq names its product protocadherin gamma-A11-like. Gene Ontology annotation, cellular component: plasma membrane. Gene Ontology annotation, biological process: homophilic cell-cell adhesion. NCBI's taxonomy places the organism in Eukaryota, Metazoa, Chordata, Actinopteri, Cypriniformes, Nemacheilidae. Gene Ontology annotation, molecular function: calcium ion binding. The record is from RefSeq and is a predicted model, not a curated record. Bases 1 to 2361 code for a protein of 786 amino acids. The transcript has a single exon.